Monodelphis domestica (gray short-tailed opossum) is the source of this 3258-nucleotide messenger RNA. RefSeq names its product melanophilin (gene MLPH). The record is from RefSeq and is a predicted model, not a curated record. Gene Ontology annotation, molecular function: myosin binding; small GTPase binding; actin binding. Gene Ontology annotation, biological process: intracellular protein transport. Lineage: Eukaryota; Metazoa; Chordata; Mammalia; Didelphimorphia; Didelphidae. Gene Ontology annotation, cellular component: cortical actin cytoskeleton.
AAUGCUGAUUCUUUUUAUCUUGGUCUCCCAAGAGCCUAGCACAGUGCAUGCCCCAAAGUAGAUGUUGCAGAGGAGGUCACGUUGGCCCAGAACCUGCUUUGAUGUUGACCAUCUGGCUGGCUGACUUUGGAUCAUUCCCUUCACCCCUGUGGACUCCUCCUCUGUAAAAUGAGGGUGUUGGACUCUGUAGUCUGAGGUCCUCCCCCCUGCAUAACACUAAUUCUAUGGGCAGGGUUCAAAUCCUACCAUUUUCUACUCAAGUGACCUUGGGCGAGUCCCUUCCAUUGCCUGGACCAGAUAGUCUUUCUGGGAGAUCUAAGAACUGAGAACUGGAUUGUGUUGAAUCCGAGACUGUUGGCACGGCUGGACUUGGCUCCAGCUUAGCUCAUUGCCUUCUCUGUGCCUCGUAGGGGAUCAUCGUCCUGACCCACAGCAGAAAUGGGCAAAAAACUGGACCUUUCCAAGCUGACGGAUGAAGAGGCCAAGCACGUGUGGGAGGUGGUUCAACGCGACUUGGAUCUUCGAAAGAAAGAGGAAGAACGACUGGAGGAACUCAAGGGCAAGAUCCAGAAAGAGAGCACUAAGAGAGAGCUGCUUUCGGACCAGGCUCGCCUGAACGAGACCCACUGCAGGCACUGCCUCCAGCCCUACCGCUUCUUGGUGAACAGCAGGCGACCCUGUGUGGACUGUCAUCUGUUCACCUGUAAAAACUGCAGCAGCUACAACCGCCAGGAGCAAGGAUGGGUCUGUGACUCAUGCAGGCUGGCCAGGCUACUGAAGACGGGCUCCCUGGAGUGGUACUACGAGCACGUGAGAGCCAGGUUCAAGCGCUUCGGCAGCGACAAGGUGAUGCGCUCCCUGCACGGCAGGCUGCCAGGAAGUGGCGGCUCCCCGGAGCCAGGUGGGGCGCAGCUCUAUCCGGUCGGGGGCGCUGGGGAGAGCGAGCAGAUAGCCGAAGAGGAUGCCGCGGGGGCUCCCCAUCUCAGCAGAGAGAAGCGGCUGCUGGCGGUUCAUCCCUUCGACUUUGACGCGGACUCGGACUCCUGGGCCCAGCCUGGCCCUCCGCCUCUGCCGCCUCCUCCAGCGCGGAGCACCCCGGCCGGCGCUCAGGCCCUCUCAGAGGCUCCGAGUGCCUGUGUGGAGGACGCCGCCUUCCCAAAGGACGCCUCCGUCGCCCAGGCUCGCCUCGCCGCCGAGUCCCAGGACUUUCCGGAAGAGCCGGGCCCAAGCCUUGCCGAGGCCUCUCUGCCCCCGGACGCCGGCCUGGAAGGAGACUCCCGCCCGGACGGGGGCGCCCUGGGGGGUGACGGGCCCCAUCUCCAUCCCCCCUACUUCGCUGAUGUGGACAGCUCAGAGGAGGACGCGGAGAAGGCUGGCGAGGCGGCGGUCCGUCUGUCCAAACCGAGAAGCCGGACGUCCUCCCAGGAAAGCGCGGCCCCCCCUGAAAACCAGAUCUUUGAAAUGAAUCAACGCAUGCUGGCCAUUGAAUGCCUGCUGGCUCGGCUAGAGGAGAGGAUCGUGGUGCCCCGGGAGGAGUCCUUCCGGCCGGGGCCCCGCACAGAUGCUGACGUCGAAGAGGAGGCCCUCAAGAGGAAGCUUGGAGAGCUGACCGGCACGGUCAGUGACCAGGGAGCAUCUUCAGAGGACGACGAGGAGGGCCGGAGGGGGCUGAGCCCGGCACCGAGCAGGACCCAGCAGGCUAGCCAGACAUCUGCAGAGGACAACAGGCCUCUUGGCCCUGAGGAACGAGCCACACACAGAACCCCUGAUUCAGCCCUCUCAGACCUGGAGGACAGAGUAGCCUUGACAGCCACUGAGGUCCAACAUGCAAGGAGGGAGGUGUCAGAUAUAGAAUCUCGAAUUGCAGCCCUCAGUGCUGCUGGGCUCCCUGUCAAGACCUGGGAAAAGCCAAAGAAGAAGUCAAACCUUCAGAUUCUUCCCCUUCAGCCUACUAUGGAGUCCAGCCUGGAGGAGGAAGACCCAGAACUCUCCGGGGCCAGCCAAGUAACGUCUGGGCCGCUUGUCCAGAAGAGAAUAUUCAAUAAUUCCCUUAAACUUCAAGACAGAGCUGACGGGCCUUUCAGCCGAAAAUCGGACUACCGAGGCUCCUUGACCCAAAGGAAUCCCAACGGGAAAAACAGGAGGCUGGAGCACGUCUUUGCCAAACCUGUGAUGACCCAUCACCCUUAAAGACGACCUUCACCAUAAAAGUCACAUCCAGAUGGCUUAGGCUCCCUCCACUGUCAUUACAAUUGGCUUCUCCCUUCUCAGUUCCUCUCUGGAGCAAAGAGAGAACGUUGCUCAUGUGGGAUGCCAACUUCAAGAUGACAACGGUUGUCAGCUUUUCCUCCAAGUCUCGGCAGAGUGAACUCAAUAGUAGAACUACAAGGCCCUUCACUUCCCAGACCACCCAUUGCUUACUUGCUGUCUGAUAAUAUGUUUCUUUCCAGCUGGAUGUCUCUGAAUUUAUAUUCUGCAGGCUCAUAGAGGUAUAGCUAGAAGGGACCGUAGAGAGCAUCUGCUCACGUGAACAUGCACAAGAGGUCACUGGAAAUCAGUACACAGAGAGAGACAGAGAGACAGAGACAAAGAUAGAGACAAAGAAGGAGAGGGAGAGGGAGAGACAUAGAUUCACUUUGAUUUGAUGAUAAUUUUAUUGGCAUAGAUGCUACUACUACUACUAAUACUAAUAAUAAUAAUAAUAUUGCUAAUGCUAAUAAUAAUAGUUCUCAUUUAUGCAGCACUUUUUAAGGCCUGAAAAGCACUUUACAGACAUCAUCUCAUUUGACCCUCACAAUAAGCCCAUGGGGCAGGGACUGCUAUUAUUCCUAUUUUACUGAUAAGGAAACUAAGACCCAGAAAGGUGAGUGACUUGCCCAGAGUCACAUGCCUCUUACAAGGCAGAAUUUGACCCCAUUUCCUCCUGGAUUCCAGGCUAGCACCCUGUCUGUGCUGAUUAUAACACCUCCUUGCUUUUGCUCCCCAACCCAAGCCCCAUUUUUGUCUUUCCUCCAUGAAGCUAGUGAGAAUGUCCCCUUUGGUUAUUUAAACGCCUCCGGGGUACCAGUGUCACCCUUGGUUAUCUCUCCAUUGGUUAUGCUAGAAGAGUAGCCAACCUCUCAAUCUUCGACUUUAUGGUACUUCUAACUCAACUUUACACAUACAGAUCUUUUUGGCAAUGUAUUACAAGCUCCUUGUACCUACCCUGAAUCUUUCCUUUGCCCUUCGGGUUACUUAAUAACAUAAUAAGAACUGCUA